CCAGCCCGGCUGCCGCGGCUCCCUGCCCGCCGCUGCCGGUGCCGGUACCGGUGCCGGUGCAGGGCCUCGGCCAUCCGCAUGUCAGACCAUCACGACCCCCACUAUGGGGAGUCAGAACCCCAGCACGGCAUCACUGUGGUCUUCCUCCUUGUCCUUGUCUUCUUCAUCAUGGGGCUGGUGGGGUUCCUGAUCUGCCAUGUCCUGAAGAAGAAGGGUUACCGGUGCCGCACCUUCCGGGAUGAGCUUGACCCAGAUGACAAAGAUGAGGUGGAGGAGCUCGACGAUGAUGAGGCUGACAAGAACGAUGACACCGUGGAGAAGAUUGUGAGAUGCAUCAUCCAAAAUGAAGCAAAUGUGGAGGCCCUCAAGGAGAUGCUGGGGGAAAAUGAACCGGACGUGCCAGUGCCAGUGCCCAGCCUUGGUCACCACAGCAGCAGCCAGGACGGGGGCCCGCCCCAUCACCACACGGUGCACCUGGGCUCCACACACGCCCCCUGCAUCCACUGCAGCAGGAGGAAGAGGCACCCCCUGCAGCGCCAGGGCCGCUCCAAGGAGGGCAAAAGCAGGAUGCACCCUGGAGAGACCACCGUCUUCUCAGUGGGCAG
This is a messenger RNA of Zonotrichia albicollis (white-throated sparrow), 605 nucleotides long. The record is from RefSeq and is a predicted model, not a curated record. NCBI's taxonomy places the organism in Eukaryota, Metazoa, Chordata, Aves, Passeriformes, Passerellidae.